AUGGUUGGUCUAAAAUUACCAGCUGCUCCUCUGAAGCUUAAAGCACCUAGGUAUUGUGGGCACUGUAAUGCAAAAAAAUUUCAGCAUGAAUCACUGCAUUUCUGUUGUGGAAAUGGAUCAAUUGAAUUAGCAACUAAUGAUUAUCCUCCUGCAUUAUAUAGACUCUUAACAUCUGAUGAAGAUGAUGCACUGCACUUUAGACAAUAUAUCCGCUUAUAUAAUAACUUAUUUGCAUUUAGCUCAUUGGGUGGCAAGUAUGAUGUAGACACAGAAAAAGGAAUUUAUGUCUUUAAAUUGCAUGGCCAGAUUUACCAUAACUUUCCUGAUUUAAUCCCUGGUGAUAAAGGUCCCAGAUAUUUGCAGCUCUAUUUUUAUGAUGGCCAAUUUGAAGCAACUGCUAGGAAAGACUGCUUUAAACAGAUUAGACAGCAUAUUAUAAAUAUACUUAUGGAGGUAACUGAGCAUAAUCCAUACGCUCGUUUUUUCAGAUCUUUGAGAGAAAUUGACAUUGAAGAAGACACACAAAUUUUGAUCAACAAAAACACUGUUGUAGACCAACGCACCUAUAAUGCUCCUACAACAGAUGAGGUGGCUGUGAUCUGGCCUGACGAUACAUCGUCAAGUGAGUCCAGCAGCCCAUACAUUGUUGUAAGAGGAAAAUCAAACGAUCCUCAUCGUAUAUACCAUCAUUACGGAUGUUAUGAUCCUCUGCAGUACCCACUCUUAUUUCCUUAUGGUGAUUGUGGUUGGAGUCAAGGUAUAACUAAAAAAAGCGGCGCAUCUCAGGAGCAAGGAAACUCUGCUAUGGCCUCUGCAAUACAUACAGAGGAACAUAUGCUCGAACAGGCUGCAAUACACAUAGAGGAAAAUGUGCUUGAACAUGAAGCAACACGUCUAGCAGAUGCAAGUGGUACUUCAGCUAGGCAUAUUUUGCCUCGUGAAUAUUAUGCUUACAAGCUGCAAUCUCGGCCAAACAACAUGCUUCUUAGAGCAGGUCGGUGUCUUCAGCAAUAUAUAGUCGAUAUGUAUGUGAAGAUUGAAAAUACUCGCCUAGAUUUUUUCCGACACAAUCAACAUGCAAUCAGAGCUGAUUUGUACCAGGGGAUCUUAGACUCAAUUGAGAGUGGCGAAACAAAUCCCAUGAAUGUUGGUCGGCGAGUUAUAUUACCUCCAACUUUUAUUGGUGGUCCACGAGACAUGAAGCGCCGCUACUUAAAUGCAAUGGCUUUGGUUCAGCGAUUCGGUAAGCCAGAUUUGUUUGUCACAAUGACUUGCAAUGCUAAUUGGCCAGAGAUUAAGGCAGAACUGGCUCCUGGGGAAGCAGCGCAAAACCGACCAGAUCUUGUUGCUCGUGUUUUCCGGGCAAAGUUGAUCUGCUUGAAAAAACAAAUAAUGAAGAAGCAUAUUUUUGGAAAAGUUGCUGCUAUGAUAUAUGUGGUUGAAUUCCAAAAAAGGGGCCUACCUCAUGCACACUUUCUCAUUAUCUUAAAACUAGGCUGCAAGAUCCAAAAUCCUACAGAUUUUGAUCGCUUUGUCUCUGCAGAGCUGCCACCUGACAGCUCCCCAGAACUUCGGAAGAUUGUGGGUUUCUUUCAAUGUGGUUGGUACAGAAAAAAAAAUUAUGAAGAUGAAAUAGAGAGGUUUCAGUCUGGACGAUGGGUGUCACCAUGUGAGGCAGCUUGGCGAAUUUUUUCCUUUGAUCUCUUUGAGAUGUACCCACCUGUGCAACAAUUGGCAGUGCAUCUGGAAAACAUGCAAACUGUUCAAUUACGUGCUCAUGAACAGUUAGAUUCUGCCAUGCUAAAUGAGCGUAAAUCCAAAACUCAAUUGUCAGAAUUUUUUAAGGCAAAUGCAGCCUCACCUCAAGGUACAGGAUACCUUUACAGCGAAUUUAUAGAGCACAACAGAUGGGAUGCCGGUAAGAAAAGAUGGUUUCAAUGGCAAAACAAGAAACUUGUGGUUGGUCGGCUGGCAAGUGUGACACUAGCAGAAGGAGAGCGAUUUUUCUUACGGUUGUUGCUUGUUAAUGUACGCAGCCCUAAGUCAUUCACUGACCUUCGGACUGUUAAUGGAUUACUUUGCGCCACUUUUCAAGAAGCAGCUAUUAAAAGAGGCUUAUGUGAAGAAGACAAUGUUGUUCAUGCAUGCUUGGCUGAAGCAGCAGAAAUACACUUGCCAGGAGCCUUACGGCGCUUAUUUACAGUUGUUUGUGUGUUCUGCAACCCCACUGACCCAAAUAGACUGUGGCAGCGAUUCUACAAUGACCUAUCUGAUGAUUACAGGCAUGCUGAUCCUGGGAGCGAAUUCCGUGUUAAGUUGCUGACUAUAUAG
Molecule: messenger RNA, 2331 nt
Organism: Chenopodium quinoa (quinoa)
Lineage: Eukaryota; Viridiplantae; Streptophyta; Magnoliopsida; Caryophyllales; Amaranthaceae
Exons: 3
Coding region: 1-2331 (776 amino acids)
Source: RefSeq, a predicted model, not a curated record